GGAUUCAUUCUAUGAAUAAACCUCUGUAUCUCUCUCUCUCUAAGAAAGAAGAAGAAGAAUCAUGGAGGGAGAUAUCACAGCAAUCAUGGGGAUGGUUAUAUUGCAAGUUUGCUACGCUGGUUUAAGCAUUACCUCAAAGCUAGCCAUGCAAUCAGGAAUGAACCCUCUUGUUCUUCUCACUUACAGGCAAUUUUUUGGCACUUUGGCCAUUGCUCCCUUUGCUUUCUUUACUGAAAGGAAAACAAGGCCAAAGAUCACUUUCCCUGUUCUUGUUCAAAUCUUUAUCUGUUCUUUAUCUGGAGCCACAGCGAACCAGAUAUUCUUCUUUGUUGGGUUGAAAUGCACAAACCCAACCGUUUCAAGUGCUAUGGCUAAUGUUCUUCCUGCUGCUACUUUUAUUCUUGCUGUUGUUUUCAGACAAGAGAGUGUGAGAAUCAAGACCAAGCCUGGUCUUGCAAAGGUGAUGGGAACAAUUGUGUGUAUAUGUGGAGCAAUGCUGCUAUCUUUCUACCAUGGACACACCAUUGGCUUAGGUGAAUCAAAAAUUCACUGGCCUUAUGUCGAGAGGAUCAUGAGCAAAACAAACCCGACGAACCGUCAAGAAAACCGAACCCUCGGCUCGGUUUUGUUGCUUUGCAGCUCGUUCUCUUGGGCGUUAUGGUUCGUCAUUCAAGCAAGAUUGAGUGUCAAGUUCAAAGCUCCUUAUACAAGUACAACGUUGUUGUGCUUCAUGGCCUUUUUCCAAUGUGGACUCAUAGCUGUAAUUUCCGAGCACAACGUCGCUUCUUGGUCAUUGAAAAGUCCGAUCCGACUCAUCUCGGCCCUUUACACGGGAAUUGUGUGUUCGGGAUUGACAUUUAGCAUCACUUCUUGGAUUAUACAAAGGAAAGGGCCUCUCUAUGUCUCAAUUUUCACCCCAUUGUUGCUUAUCAUUGUGGCCAUCUUUAGCUGGGCUCUCCUCCACGAACAACUCUACGUUGGAACUGUUCUUGGCUCGAUUUUGAUAAUCAUUGGGCUAUAUGGAGUGCUAUGGGGAAAGUCCAAAGAGAUGAAAGUAGAAGAGGAAGACAAGGUGGAAAAGGCAACAAAUGGGAGUCAAAAAGAUGACGUGGAAUUGCAAAUGAAAUGAUUUGGAAGAUUUUUUUUUUUUUUUUUAAUUUUAAGUUUGUGUAUAAGUUUCUCUUUUGCAAAUUUAAUUCUUAUGUACAAUACGUUCUCGAAGAAUUUAUAUGGAAUUUACGAAUAUGAUAGAGCGUAGUCGAGUGAAUAAGACGUUUAUUAUCAUUUUGAAA
Messenger RNA from Cucurbita pepo subsp. pepo (vegetable marrow), 1292 nucleotides. RefSeq names its product nodulin MtN21 /EamA-like transporter family protein (gene UMAMIT25). Gene Ontology annotation, cellular component: membrane. Gene Ontology annotation, molecular function: transmembrane transporter activity. Lineage: Eukaryota; Viridiplantae; Streptophyta; Magnoliopsida; Cucurbitales; Cucurbitaceae. The record is from RefSeq and is a predicted model, not a curated record.